Molecule: messenger RNA, 1197 nt
Organism: Truncatella angustata
Lineage: Eukaryota; Fungi; Ascomycota; Sordariomycetes; Amphisphaeriales; Sporocadaceae
Product: t-SNARE
Exons: 2
Coding region: 185-973 (262 amino acids)
Biological process (GO): Golgi vesicle transport
Cellular component (GO): membrane
Source: RefSeq, a predicted model, not a curated record
AAACUACCACGUCAUCCCUCCAGAGCCCCCUAACUAGGCUUCAGCCUUGUCCAUCCUGCACUGCUUUUGCAUCUUCAGCAACCCGACUCACAUUCGAGAAUGAUUUAUACAGCAGGGCCGCAUUCUUUUCAUACAUAGAUCAAUUGAAGUCGCGUAGAAACGCUCCAAGGCACCGACAGGCGGUAUGAUGUCCUCAACCAACGAGGAGGAUCCUUUCCUCCAGGUCCAGCAAGACGUCCUUGCCCAGCUCCAGCAAACCCGCCCCAUAUUCUCCUCCUACGUGCGCAUCCGGUCCCUCCAGACCUCGGCGUCGUCGUCGCAACCCUCCUCGAACCCGGAGCUCACAUCCGCGCGCUCGGACCUCGAGUCCGCCCUCUCAUCCCUCACCGAAGACCUCGAGGACCUGCGGGCCGCCGUCCAGGCCGUCGAGUCCAACCCGUCACAGUAUGGCCUGUCGCAGUCCGAGGUCACGCGGCGGCAGCGCCUGGUGCAGGAGAUCGGCGGCGAGGUCGAGGACAUGAACGAGGAGCUGUCCAAGUCGGGGAGGGGCAGAGGCGGGAGUAGGAACGCGGCGGCACAGGCGGCGAGGGCGGCGGCGUCGGGCGACCUGCCGGACCCGAACGCGUUCGCGCUCGAGGGGGAUGGCAACGACGACGACGACUACGCGGCCGAGUUCGAGCAGCAGCAGCAGAUGCAGAUGAUGCGGGACCAGGACGACAUGCUGGACCAGACGCUCAUGACGGUGGGUAACAUACGGCGGCAGGCGGACGACAUGGGCCGGGAGCUCGAGGAACAGAGAGAGAUGCUCGAGGUGGUGGACACCAUGGCGGACAGGGUCCAGGGCAGGCUGCAGACGGGCAUGGCCAAGAUGGCCUACGUGGUGCAGAAGAACGAGGAUCGGUGGAGUGGGUGUUGCAUCGCUGUGUUGAUCAUGGUCUUGAUCAUACUGCUUGUGCUGUUGUUAAUAUUGUAGGUUUGUGGCUGACCCAAGAUAAGCAGAAUUGGCGAGGUCUGUUUAAGCACAGAGCUGAGCUGGCAUGCUCAAAGAGGAGUAACUACUGGGGCAUGAUAUAGCAUUGGCGUCACGGCUUGGGAAGCACGUUUGAUUUGAAUUAUAUAGGCAUCCAAGAUCACACUUGUACGAUGGUGCGAAGUUGAAAUGGGUUGUUGCGGUGCUGCUCAACCCGAGAACGGAGC